This is a messenger RNA of Alligator sinensis (Chinese alligator), 5027 nucleotides long. Its product is annotated as mitogen-activated protein kinase 10. NCBI's taxonomy places the organism in Eukaryota, Metazoa, Chordata, Crocodylia, Alligatoridae. Gene Ontology annotation, cellular component: nucleus; cytoplasm. The record is from RefSeq and is a predicted model, not a curated record. The transcript has 13 exons. Bases 144 to 1412 code for a protein of 422 amino acids. Gene Ontology annotation, biological process: protein phosphorylation; JNK cascade. Gene Ontology annotation, molecular function: JUN kinase activity; ATP binding.
GAGGUGCCCUGCGACAAUAUGCUUCUGUUGAAGCAGUGCAGAUAUACAGGAGUAGGAAUUGCUAUAUUGGAUCAAAUUUGGAUAAGUUUACUCCAGUAGCCUGCUUUCUUGAGUGGCCAGUCCCAGAUCCUUCAGAGGUAUUUAUGAGCCGCCAUUUCUUGUACUACUGCAGUGAACCUACCCUGGAUGUGAAGAUUGCUUUUUGUCAGGGAUUUGGGAAACAAGUGGAUGUGUCAUAUAUUGCCAAACAUUACAACAUGAGCAAAAGCAAAGUUGACAACCAGUUCUACAGCGUGGAAGUAGGUGACUCGACCUUCACAGUUCUCAAACGCUACCAGAACUUAAAACCUAUUGGCUCUGGGGCUCAGGGAAUAGUUUGCGCUGCUUAUGAUGCCGUCCUUGACAGAAAUGUGGCCAUUAAGAAGCUCAGCAGACCAUUUCAGAACCAAACACAUGCCAAACGAGCUUACAGGGAGCUGGUCCUCAUGAAGUGUGUGAAUCAUAAAAAUAUUAUCAGUUUAUUAAAUGUCUUCACACCACAGAAAUCUCUGGAAGAGUUCCAGGAUGUUUACCUUGUAAUGGAGCUGAUGGAUGCCAAUUUGUGCCAGGUGAUUCAGAUGGAACUAGACCAUGAGCGAAUGUCUUACCUGCUCUACCAAAUGCUGUGUGGCAUCAAGCACCUUCACUCUGCAGGAAUCAUACACAGGGAUUUAAAACCAAGUAAUAUUGUGGUAAAGUCCGACUGCACAUUGAAGAUUCUGGACUUUGGAUUGGCAAGAACUGCAGGCACCAGUUUCAUGAUGACUCCUUAUGUGGUGACACGUUACUAUAGAGCACCAGAGGUCAUCUUGGGAAUGGGCUACAAGGAGAAUGUGGAUAUAUGGUCUGUGGGAUGCAUUAUGGGAGAAAUGGUUCGCCACAAAAUCCUCUUUCCGGGAAGGGACUAUAUUGACCAGUGGAAUAAGGUAAUUGAACAGCUGGGAACACCGUGUCCGGAAUUCAUGAAGAAGCUACAGCCCACAGUACGGAACUAUGUUGAGAAUCGACCUAAGUAUGCUGGUCUUACUUUCCCCAAACUUUUCCCAGAUUCUCUGUUCCCAGCGGACUCAGAACACAACAAACUUAAAGCCAGCCAAGCCAGGGACCUUUUGUCAAAGAUGCUAGUGAUUGACCCAGCCAAGCGGAUAUCAGUGGAUGAAGCCUUACAGCAUCCAUACAUUAAUGUCUGGUAUGACCCAGCAGAAGUGGAAGCACCUCCUCCACAGAUAUAUGACAAACAGCUGGAUGAAAGGGAUCAUACAAUUGAAGAGUGGAAAGAAUUGAUCUACAAAGAAGUAAUGAAUUCUGAAGAAAAGACUAAAAAUGGCGUAGUAAAAGGACAGCCUUCUCCUUCAGCACAGGUGCAGCAGUGAACAGCAGCGAAAGCCUCCCUCCAUCCUCCUCUGUCAAUGACAUCUCCUCCAUGUCCACCGACCAGACCCUGGCAUCUGAUACUGACAGCAGCUUGGAAGCUUCUGCAGGACCCCUUGGUUGUUGCAGGUGACUAGCCGCCUGCCUGCGAAACCCAACAUUCUUCAGAAGAUGAUAUAAUUUAGGAGGAAAAUAACAAGAAUUAAAAGAUGGAAAGAAAGAGAAAUAAAAUAUAAAAGAUUUAAAUGAAACAAUACUCUUUUCAGCCUGCUUCUCCUACAAAGUUAUGUAAUGCUCAAGUGUAUAUUUAACUUCUAGUUGCUGUGCUUUGGUCUUCUUCCAAUGAUGCUUACUGCAAGAAAAAAAAUGGAAUUAAAGAAGCCUUUUUUUUUCAUAAAGUGUAAAAUUAAUGGCUGCAAAACCAGCAACCUGCAACUGUCCCUUUUCCACACUGGCAUGACAAGGUGUGCAGUAGUCAGUCAAUAUUUAUGUGUGUGUAUCUAACUUUAUUUCCUCUCUGCUUUAUCAACUUCUGCCUAACUAGAUAGUUAUAGAUACACACACACUGUUCUCAGCCUACGUACAGCACUUAUACACAGAAACACAAAGGUAAGAUCAACAGUAUGUGCAGCUGUGUAUCUAUAUACACACAUGUUUAUAUGUACACAGUGUACACUUGAACUCAACGGCCCAUUUCAUCUGAUCUACAUGCAUGCAUCUGUAAUAUAUUUUCAGUAUAUAAUCUGUUCCAUUUGUUCACUGAUUAGUUUAAAUCUUGUAAGAUUUGUAGAAGUGAGAAUAACAAAAUCAAGCUGAAGAUUCCUCAGACCCUUGAAGAUACAGCACCCAAAUUUCAGUUGACAUCUCUUAAUUUUUAAAGAACCCCAAUGUGUACGGAGAAUGUAUGAAAUGGAGCUUCACAAGAACACGUGCUUUCAUUUUGGGUACUGACAUUUAUUGCUUUGAUUUUUAGAGGAGAGAUGCUGAGCCAAGACCAGGUUAAAAGGAAGCACUUCUGUCUUUGGGAGAUGUUGAGGUUGAGGAUGGAAGUGUUUCUCAAAUAAUUUAAGACUACAAGGAUUUGCUUUAGCACAAAACUUCCCAUAGUGAUUGUGAUGCAGUGAGUUUUGUUUUUUAGCUUACAGAUUGGCUAAUGAUUAUCCACUAGAAUGUGUGUAUGUUUGCUUUAGAGAAUAAAGGGAAGAUGGAUAGGAUCAGUCAUGUAAGCAUUUUUUUAUUAGGCCCUCGGCAAGUCAGUAUGACAAAGAAAGGACAUUUGCAGCCUAUUCACUUCAUCUAGGUUUUAUUUAUUCAUUUUUUAUUAUUGAAAUGGAAUUGAUUUUUUUAAAAUAAUCUCCCAUGCAGGAACUCCACUACUUGAAAAGCACUGACUCUCUAACUGAUUCCAGCUAUUUUUGUUCCUUGUGAUGAAUUAUCUAAUUCCCCCAAAAUGCUUUAGAACUAGGCUAUACAUACCAGACCAGUAAAAUGUAUGACCAAACACUGACAUAUUUUAAAAUUAAAGCAAAGCCUAUUAACAGGCAGAAGGUGGGCUGAGAGCAUAAUAAUCAGGGCUGUAGGCAGCUUUGCAUAUUUUGAAGAUAAUAAUGAGUAAAUAUCAAUUGGAUGUUGACAGAUAAGAACAGUUGGAACUUGCUGGGUUGAGUCUGGAAUUUUGAAAGUAUAUAACACCACUUCAGGUGGUGGUAAGUAAAGAACAAGGUUUCCAGAUGAAAAAGCAAGGAGAGUUUUAGGUGGAAGAGUUGUAAUUGACUGAGUGGAAAUUUAGUCAGGAUUCUGGGCUUUAGAUAGUUCCUUCUAUCUAACUGUACCAUGUAACGUGAAAUUACAUUGUUCAUGGUUUUAUGCCUCCUGUAAAUAAUAGGAAGAGCUAAUCUGAACAGGUUAGUUUACAUUUGGAUGGUUUGCACCUCCCUUGAAUAUCAUCUAUUAAUAUCGGACGACUAACAAACCUGUAAUACUUAAAUUGGGAAAGCAUAUCUGCAUAUCAGGUGAGGUUUUGUUCAAGCAAUAAAAAUUCUCCUCAAGGAAGUAAAAUUAGAAUAAAGUUAAAUAACUGUAACAUAAUCCCAGAGUAGGUAUCUUAGAGCAGUCUGCAAGUAAAAAAUAAUUUUCCCCAGGUAUAUUUUUGGUGGCUUUUUUUCCCUCAAUGAAAUCUUAUUUUCAUAUAUUGAAAAUAAAAUUAUGUAAAACACUUUCUAAACCUCAGAGCAGUAAUUGUGAAAGCAAUAACUAUAAAACAGUGGAAUAAAAUACAUUUAGCAAUAUUCUUUUAAAGCCAUGAAACAUCAAGUCCAUGUUUAGCAAUGUAAUCCAAACCCAGCAUCAGUUCAAAGCCAAUGCUUAUGAAAGUUUUUAAAGACAGUGUGGGUGACACAAAGGCAAUAAUAGUGAGGGUGAUUUCUUAGCAAUAAUAAAUGGUUAUCAGGUCCAGGUUUCAACUGUCAUACAUUAACAAAAGUAAAACGCAGAAAAUUAGUAUCUACUUUUUAACUCUUCGAUGAGUACCAUUUUGGGUAUCAUCUCAACCAGACACAGACUGAGCCUCUUGGAGUGACAGAUAAUUAGAUUCAUGCAAUUGCAAACACAUUAUAGAUUUGGAGACUUAAAUACCAGUCAUAGCGUUUUGUUGCUAAUGUUAAUUGCUAGAAAGGCGGAAGCAAUGAGGCAUUCAAACAACAAAGUUAUUUAUGGCAAAGGAGAGGGGUUGUCAACUGGGGGUACACAUACCCUGAGAGUACUUGAGAAGACUCUAACAGGUAUGCACAGGUGGGUGGGGACGGAGCACCACCACACAUGAUCCCGUGCUGCUGCUGCUCCUGGCCAGGGGCUGGGGGCAAGGGAAGCUCACAUGUGGUGAUUGCCACCACUCCACGUUCAGCUGCUCCAGUCUGCCAUCUCCCACCCACUCUGCAUUUGGCUGUGCUCCCCCACUCCGUGUCUGGAUACAUGCCAUCCCACCCUCUGCUCCGUGUCCAGCUGCCAGGGGUAUAUAGCUCUGCAUCCAGCUGCUGGGGGUACAUUGAUCCAAAAAGGUUGAAAACCUGUGGAAUAGGAGACUUUUGUGCUCCAUCUUUUAAAACCAGCAUAAUUUAUUUUAACUGUUCACUCCUCCAUGGGUUUAUGUUUAUGUCCAGUCACCAUAUAAGAUGUUCCAGUCGUUGGCACUAUAUGAAUCUGAAGGGAAAAGGGAGGGUGAGGGGGAGGAUGAUUUCAAUAGAGCUUGGUUUUAGCAUUGCCUAGGUUUCAUUGAAGUCAUUCAACUUACAUGGCUUACUGUGUGCUUUAGUCCUUUGUGGAACUGGGAUGGAUUUAAGCAUAUACUGGAAUGUUUUUGCAGAAGUAGGCUCUAGGACAACAAUUAUUACAUUGCUUUUAGACUUUAGAUGUAUCAUUCUCCUUUAUGAGCAGUUCUGCUCUCUGGGGAGAUGCAAAUCUGUCCAUACUGGAAACCAGAACAAAGCCAUCACCACAUGAGCAAUAGUAGUUGGUGGUUCUGCUCCUGUCAGAGCAGUACUGUUGCUCAGGAUCUGGAAAUUGGUGCUGUCAGUAUGUCACCUAUAGAAAUACAUGUACAAACAAUAGUAACUAACACA